CCGGACAGGUCAUUGCAAGGCCAGGGAGCUCGCCGCGUGAGUUGUGUUCUCCGAGUCUGGCGUUCUCCGCCUCUUAAGCCCGCGCCCGUGCACGAGCACUCUCACCGCGCCCUUCUCCCCCGGUCGUAGGGCUGCGUGACCGUUUCCUCCCGCCAGCGCCGAAGGGACCGGCCUCUGGGCGCGCGGAGAGGUCGGCUUGCCGGUGGGUCCUGGCGGUGCCCGCAAACCUCGGGUUCUUCUUCUGCAAAAUGGGGAGCGCUCCUCGUCCUACUUGGCAGCUUUGCUCCCCUUGAGCCCACUGGGAAUGGCAGCCCCAUCUAUGAAGGAAAGGCAGGCUUGCUGGGGAGCCCGGGACGAGUACUGGAAGUGUUUAGAUGAGAACACAGAGGACGUUUCUAAAUGCAAGAAGUUACGGAGCUCAUUUGAAUCAAGUUGUCCCCAACAGUGGAUAAAAUAUUUUGAUAAAAGAAGAGACUACUUAAAAUUCAAAGAAAAAUUUGAAGCAGGAGAAUUCCAGCCUUCAAAAACAAGUGCAGAGUCCUAAGCUGUCCUGAACUUUUCAGGAAGGUUGAAUCUGUUCUUUGUGGACAUUCACAAAUGCUCCGUUGACUAGGGGCCAACAGCGGUUUGAAUCAUGGUGAACAUCAAUACUUACUCCAUAUGUACAACUCUCAGUAAUUAAAGUGAUCAAGAAACGGAAGAUCCCAUCAUUCAAACUGAAGAAUUGAAAUAAAAUGGGAUGAAAUAUGCUUAGUUUUCAUUUUGUAAGAAUUCUAUAUUUUAAGAAAAAGCCCAUUAAAAAACACAUUUUUUUCUUUUAGUGGAGGAUGGGUGGUAGGCAAAUAUUAUUAUCGAACUAGAUACUGAAAAAAGUAGGUUGUCAUUGUGUGUCCUGGGACUUAGCAUUUUUAUACAGGCACAAAAAAGGAGGACUGGAAGAAGCUUGAACUUAAAAUAUACAGGUAAAAUAAUAAAGACCAUCUACAAAAAA
Equus caballus (horse) is the source of this 991-nucleotide messenger RNA. It is a transcript of the gene COA6, whose product is annotated as cytochrome c oxidase assembly factor 6. Gene Ontology annotation, biological process: respiratory chain complex IV assembly; mitochondrial ATP synthesis coupled electron transport. Gene Ontology annotation, cellular component: respiratory chain complex IV; mitochondrion. NCBI's taxonomy places the organism in Eukaryota, Metazoa, Chordata, Mammalia, Perissodactyla, Equidae. The record is from RefSeq and is a predicted model, not a curated record.